This is a messenger RNA of Klebsormidium nitens, 1090 nucleotides long. NCBI's taxonomy places the organism in Eukaryota, Viridiplantae, Streptophyta, Klebsormidiophyceae, Klebsormidiales, Klebsormidiaceae. The record is from the annotation of a GenBank genome assembly.
GUCUGUCAGAACUCAAAGUUUAACUCACAGACUGUCGGACCGACUCUGUUCAGCACGGCAGACUACAGUGUGUGUGGUGUCGCAGCAUUGGGGCUGGCCUCCCACCGUCAUGGAAGGCGCAGCCGUCGUCUGCGCGAGAAAUGCUGCAAGUGCAUUGAGACCGAUUCGGCAAAACUCCCUCAUCGCAGAACCUUCUAUGAUACCAGAACUCCCUUUCUGUCCCGGCUGUCUGAUGCGAAGGCCCGGGCAACCACUUCAAUUGAGAAGGCCCCCAAACCAUCUUGCUUCAAGACCUCAAAAGAAAAAAUCCAGGAAAGCAUUACGAGCUGCUUCGAAUGAAGCACUCAAUGAAGCACGUGGUGUUGCUUCACGACCGAAGGUUCUUGAGCGGAAGCAGGGACUUAGGAACGCAACACUUGCUGUAACAUUCAGUCUUGAUCGGCGAAAGGUCGACGUACGGGAGCUGAGUUUCCUGCUGGCGGCCGGGGGUUUGUCGACGGGGCUCCUGGACAAGGAGAUGAGCGCCACUAGGUGGAACCUGGAGAAGCUGCAGCGAGCAGUGGACUACAGCACAUCGGUGAUUGCCGCUUUCACCCGUGACCACUUGAAAGACGACUACAUGCCCCAGCGGCUUGCUCCAAGCCCCGCCCAAAGCAGCCUGUUCACAGCGUUGGCCGACCAAACGGGGGGUGGCUUUUCGGACUGGUGGGACGACCAACAAACGCGAUUCCUGGGGCCAGCCAAGCUGGUGGGCUUUGCAAGGACGACGUCGGACUGCUCCCUGGUGGGCGCAGUCCACGACAUUGCAGUGGCUCCUUGCGCGCGUGGGCAGGGCAUCGGGAAGAAACUGGUGAAGGUGGCGGUCAGGGAGCUGACUAAGCGGGGCAUCGACGAUAUUGCCAUUCUGUCGAACUCGGACCUGAGGCCUUUCUUCGAGGACUGCGGCUUUGGGCCAGAUCAGAUGGAGUCUACUUUCAUGUUCUAUACCUCGUCAAGGAUCCCUCCUUCUCUGCAAUAUCCUUAUCCAGUAAAACGACCUGCGGAGCUCUUCCAAUUACAGCGGACACAUCACAACCAUUAUCUAGAGUAG